Nycticebus coucang (slow loris) is the source of this 1589-nucleotide messenger RNA. RefSeq names its product phospholipase C zeta 1 (gene PLCZ1). Gene Ontology annotation, biological process: positive regulation of cytosolic calcium ion concentration involved in egg activation; intracellular signal transduction; lipid metabolic process. Gene Ontology annotation, cellular component: nucleus. The transcript has 12 exons. Gene Ontology annotation, molecular function: phosphatidylinositol-4,5-bisphosphate phospholipase C activity. The coding region runs from base 16 to 1527 and encodes 503 amino acids. The record is from RefSeq and is a predicted model, not a curated record. Lineage: Eukaryota; Metazoa; Chordata; Mammalia; Primates; Lorisidae.
CAAUACAUAAUUGAGAUGAGUAAAACUAUUGCUGCUGAGAUCAUUCAGAAAUUUGAGCCCAUUGAAGAAGUUAGGAAAGCACGCCAGAUGUCAUUAGAAGGUUUUACAAGAUACAUGGAUUCAUCUGAAUGUGUACUCUUUAAACCGGAAUGUAAAAAAGUUUAUCAAGAUAUGACUCAUCCGUUAAAUGAUUACUUUAUUUCAACUUCACAUAACACAUAUUUGGUAUCUGACCAAUUAGUGGGACCAAGUGACCUCUGGGGAUAUGUGAGUGCCCUUGUGAAAGGAUGUCGUUGUCUGGAAAUUGACUGCUGGGAUGGUGCACAAAAUGAACCUAUUGUAUACCACGGCUAUACACUCACCAGCAAGCUUCUGUUUAAAACUGUCAUACAAGCAAUACACAAAUAUGCAUUCAUGACAUCUGACUACCCGGUGGUGCUCUCUUUAGAAAAUCACUGCUCCCCUUCUCAGCAAGAAGUGAUGGCAGAUAAUUUGCAGGCGACUUUUGGAGACUCCCUGCUUUCUGAUAUUCUUGAUGAAUUUCAAGACAGACUACCUUCACCAGAGGUACUAAAAUUCAAAGUGCUAGUUAAAAAUAAGAAAAUAGGAACCUUAUUGGAAACCCGGGAAAGGAAAGGCGCUGAUAAGCAUGGGAAGGACAAUCAAGAAAAAGAAACAGAAGGAAAAAAGAUGCGUGGAAUAAUUUUCAAGAAAAGGAAGACCAGGAAGGUAAAAAUUGCUCUGGCCUUAUCUGAUCUUGUCAUUUAUACUAAAGCUGAGAAGUUCAAAAGCUUUCAACAUUCAAGACAGUAUCAGCAAUUUAAUGAAAAUAAUUCUAUUGGGGAGACACGGGCCCGAAAACUUUCAAAGUUGAAAGUCGAAGAGUUUAUUUCUCACACCAGGACCUUCAUUACCAGAAUAUAUCCCAAAGCAACAAGAGCAGACUCUUCUAAUUUUAAUCCUCAAGAAUUUUGGAAUAUAGGUUGUCAAAUGGUGGCCUUAAAUUUCCAGACCCCCGGUCUGCCUAUGGACCUGCAAAAUGGGAAAUUUUUUGAUAAUGGUGGGUCUGGAUAUAUUUUGAAACCACAGUUCCUAAGAGAUGCUAACUCAGACUUUAACCCACAUGAAAUAACAGACAGUAAUCCAAUUACACUUACAAUAAGGAUCAUCAGUGGUGCCCAGUUGCCUGUUACAAAUACAUCAUCGAACAAGGCUGACACACUAGUGAUCAUAGAAGUCUUUGGUGUUCCACAUGAUCAAGCGAAGCAGCAGACUCGUGUCAUUAAAAAAAAUGCUUUUAGUCCAAGAUGGAAUGAAACAUUCACAUUUAUUAUUCAUGUGCCAGAAUUGGCAUUGAUACGUUUUGUUGUUGAAAAUCAAGGUUUAAUAGCAGGAAAUGAAUUUCUCGGGCAAUAUACUAUACCACUCCUAUGCAUGAACAAAGGUUACCGUUAUGUUCCUCUUUUCUCCAAAAUGGGCGAGAGUCUGGAGCCGGCUUCACUGUUUGUGUACGUGUGGUAUGUCUGAUAGCAGCUAAUGGUACCUGACACCUCAUUAGCUAUGCAUCACAAUAAAAUGGCCAAAAUGAA